AUGGGAGGAACGCAAGCAUCAGCAACACCGCCUUCUUCGCUGCUGCUGCUGCAAUACGUAAGCAUCGAAGAUGUAGCACAAGAUCUUGACAUGGUCGUUCAGUCGACCUCGGAUGGCGAGUGGAUAUGGGAAGCAGCAAGCCAGUCGGAACAAGACAGCUGGGAGUCUCUCAUUCGGGAUCCAUUAUCGGUGACCUCUCCUUCGCAGAUAUCGGGGCUAGCCGGAAGGGUGCAGGUGGUCGAGGGCAUCAACCUGACAUAUUCCCUCCGAUCCGUCUCUGCUGACACGGAAGGAGAUGAUGGAUUGAAAGCAACGGUAGAUGUCUCAGCUCCGACAUUGUCGCCCAAUAGCGCAGCAAAGAUCAAACAAUCGCUUCUCGAGCGCUCGCAGGAAUGGAAGGACGAGGCAAUCGAGUCUCUCUUCCUCUUCGACCUUUUGACAACGGCACAGACGCUGGCUGCAGACCUGGCGCCAGCCUCUGACACCACCGGCGUCGAAACCGGCCCAGAACCGAAACCCGUUGGGCCUACAAUCGCUACCGACAUCAGGCUGUCUCGUGCCAUCUUCUGGUCACACCAUCUCAAGGCGCCGUCCAAACUCAAAGACUUCAACAAUUGGUGUCCCGAACUCGGCAUCUGGGGUAUCGUGCGCGUCGGCUGGCCAGGAUACCUCUGUUUCGAAGGUGAAUCGUCCGCGGUCGACGAGAUGGUGCGCAGGGUCAAAGGCCUACAAUGGCAUGCGAUACAGCUCCGCGUAGAAAAGUCGUGGACGUGGACCUCUGGCAAGCAGGCGAAAGGUCGCACUCCCUCAGAGCAGGCCCUGCUGGAUUGCGGGCUGUCCAAAGAUCACCCGGACAACGCUGCGGAUCAGGAGGGAGAAGCAAAGGUACGCACGGGCUGUCAAGUGAUCGAAAGCUUGGGUGAUUUAGUGACACGCCUCAGAGGAUGCGAACUGGACGAGGACGAGAUCGAGGGCGCGCUCGGCAUUCGCAUGAGCGGAAGUGGUCGUUGA
This is a messenger RNA of Pseudozyma hubeiensis SY62, 1011 nucleotides long. RefSeq lists its product as hypothetical. The transcript has a single exon. The coding region runs from base 1 to 1011 and encodes 336 amino acids. Lineage: Eukaryota; Fungi; Basidiomycota; Ustilaginomycetes; Ustilaginales; Ustilaginaceae. The record is from RefSeq and is a predicted model, not a curated record.